Molecule: messenger RNA, 2373 nt
Organism: Lachancea fermentati
Lineage: Eukaryota; Fungi; Ascomycota; Saccharomycetes; Saccharomycetales; Saccharomycetaceae
Source: the annotation of a GenBank genome assembly
AUGAACGUGAACAAGAAUUUGGUGAAGAAGACAGGAAGAACCCCAAAAGCUUGCGCAAGGUGUCAGAAAAGGAAGAUUAAGUGUAAUGGUGGUAGACCAUGCCUUAGCUGCCUGGGGUGCCAAGCAAAAUGUCAGUAUACUAAUCAACAGUUUCCAUCUCCUGACAAAUUCUUUCUAAGGAGAAAUCCACCUUUGGGGGUUAAUGGAGCAAGUCUAGUACGUCAGAGCAGGUCUGCUGUACCCCUUCACUUGCAGAAGUUGUUGUCCGAUGUUGCUAUGUUCCUCGAUGGAAUAAAUCUGCAACUUUUUUUGAAUUUGGAUUCCAGUCAAAUCAGUGCUUACGAAGGUAAAACAUCGAUUGAAACUGUGUUAAUAGGAAAGCAGAUGCAAUACUUGAAUCGAUUUUCAGACACUUUGUCUGCCACAGCAAAACACACACCUACCACGUAUUUCGGUCUUUACUCAUCUCUCCUUCAUUUCACGCCUAUGGGUAUUAGCUGGUUAAUUCAGAAACUUAUAUCUUACUCGGACGAGAGAGCAAUCAAAGAGACCGUAUAUUUGAUUCUAAAGUUCUUAGAUACUAGCACUUCUAACUAUGAAUCGGAUCAGCGUCUUAGACUAACGCAUCCUCUGAAAUUUUACGCCUGUUCAAAAUCUCUGGUAUAUGAUGAAGAAAGAAUUAUUAUGCAUAUUCUAAAUGAGUUAAAACGUAGUUUUGAAGAAAUAGGCUCAGUUCCAAACUCCUUUCAUGCAUUUCGAGAGGCAGAAAAUGGCUUCUCCUUCUCAGCUUUACUUCUAAAGCAGCAUCAGUCUACUUUCAAUCACUCAAAACACAAUCAACAAUCUUUGAAAAGGUUUCUUGAAGAGAGUGACUCAAUUUUUUGUCUUUGCCUCGAAUUUUUUCAAAAAUCUAUUUUUUCUCAGUUAUAUGAUAUAGGUCUACUCAGCAGUUUGCUCUCUUUGAUCGAAAUUGUUUAUUGGAGAGAGGAUAGUUACAUUAUAGGGCAACUCAUCAGUUCGAUCUCGAGAAGAAGCUUAGACAGCGGGUUGAACAGAUGGGAAUAUUACGUUAUGAAGGAUGAAUCGACUGCUGAUGAGUAUAGACGAUUGUGGUGGAACACAUAUUGGUGGGAUAAAUGGCAUGCUUCUAUGACUGGAAAACCACCUUCAAUCCCAGAAGAAAUGUGUUGGUGCCUGUUUCCAAGAAACUUAAUGCAAUUGGGAAUAGAUGAAUCAAUGGAUUGCCUAUCAUUGAUUGAUAACGUUGAUCUAAAUUUAUCAGACCAUAAUUCUUCUACCUUAUUUUGUCACAUUUUGAUGUCUAAGCUCAUUACUAGACUAUUUUCUGUUGUCUUGUAUAACAGAAAUUUUACAGAUUACAGGCUUUUCACAGCGGAGGCAGCCAAUAAUUUGGCAUGGACGGUAGAACAAUUGAAUGAAGAGUUUGAUUAUGUUUCCGGUUUAUAUACAGCAUUUGAGAGGAAAAUAGGCUCUUUUCUGCGAUCCAACUCUCAGAAUGAAGUUUACUUCGAAGUUUUGAUACAGUAUGAAUUUAUCGGGGCCGUUUCUUUCCAGUCAAUGCAGAGUUUGUUGCUACGAAUUCAAAACCUUUCACAAAAGAAUCAAAAAGCUAAUUGCUUUAAACAGAUAAGCGUAUGUGAGGAGAGGGUAUCGCAUUAUUCCACUGAUCUCUUGUUGAGUGUCAUUAAAAAUGGUGAUCAUUUUCAAAUCAUCAAAAGUAUGAGGGCGGUGUUCACCACUGUUAUCAAUUCAGCGUCGUUGUUGAUAAAAAACCCUAGGAACAAUCCCUUUUAUCAUUUGUCUUUAAUAUGCGGUGUUGUUAGUAAGCUCUCAAAAUCAUUAAGUUGUACAGACGAUGGGUCGUGCACCUGGAAGCGGCUACAGCAAGGAGUAAGAUUUUCUCUGAUUCUCGCGCGUGCCUGUUCUCAAGCUAUCAUGUCCUCCCAAAAUAUUUCCUUAAGCGAUGUCAAAGCAGAACUGCUCAACUAUGGACACAGUUGUGUGGAAAUACUCGAUUGGGCAUUUGAUAUAAACAGUGCUUGGUACAAAAACUUGAUGUGCAACUAUAGACAAUCGUGUUUUAGCGAGUCCGUCCUUCAAAAUAUUGAUAAGAGAGUCGAAGAUUUUGCUCACAGUGAAAAAACAGAUGCCACUAGUAUACCAUUAGCCAUUGGGGUUGACAAUGGUGAUAAAUCAAGCUCUAGCGAAUGGUCACCCAAAGAAAUUGAUCUUCAAAAUCUUGACUUCUUCUUGAAGUCGGAUGCUACCUUAGAUUUUUUAACUUCCCUUUGGCAUGACGCUCCACCACAUGUAUUCGAUUUUGGUAAUCAGGAUUUUAGCUCUCCCGGUUAA